Molecule: messenger RNA, 1068 nt
Organism: Aureobasidium namibiae CBS 147.97
Lineage: Eukaryota; Fungi; Ascomycota; Dothideomycetes; Dothideales; Saccotheciaceae
Product: WLM-domain-containing protein
Exons: 1
Coding region: 1-1068 (355 amino acids)
Molecular function (GO): proteasome binding
Source: RefSeq, a predicted model, not a curated record
AUGGCUGCAGAGGUUGAUCGUGUGCCUUCGCCCGAAGCGCUACUAGACGACGAAGCAGACAGUCUCGCUCUGACAGUGCAGUACCACGGCCAACCCAUAACUCUCACUCUCUCCACCGAAGCCACCAUCCAAGACCUCUCCACUCUCGUCGCCGAAGACCUGCAGAUCCCGCCUUCGAACCAAAAGUUCCUCAUCUCGCCGAAACCAGGUCUCCUCCGCCCACCCUUCAAAGACCCAACUCUACGCCUCGACUCCCUACCGCAAAAAGCAAAGAUUACGCUCCUAGGCAGCACGACCCAAGAAGUCGCCGAUGUCGAAACCGCAAUCGCAUCUCUGAAGCAAAAACAGCAAGCCCGUCGAGCAGCCCUGAAUGCCGGUCGCAAGGUCCAAGCAAAUCGCCAUCGCGACUGGAAGACCGUGACCGAAGAAGCAACGUAUACGUUCACCACAUUACGUCCGCUACCGCAACUGCACCAGCCAGAAAAGUCGCUGCGGUUCUUGGAGCGUCUGCGCGAUGAUCCUGGCAUCAAGGCUGCAAUGCGCAAACACAAGUUCAGUGUUGGUUUGCUGACCGAGAUGGAUCCCGCCGAGCAUACAACCCACGAGUCACGGACUUUGGGUCUGAACAGAAACAGAGGAGAGGUCAUAGAGUUGCGAUUGAGAACAGAUGCAUACGAUGGAUACAGAGAUUACAAGGUCAUCAGAAAGACCUUGUGCCACGAGCUCGCUCACAACGUGGUCGGCCCGCACAACGCAGAGUUUCAUGCUCUUUGGAACCAGAUUGAAAAGGAGGUUGAGAAGAACGAUUGGUCAAGAGGUGGUCACUCGCUUGGGCAGGAAGAAUUCUAUAACCCUGGCGACGACUAUGUCGACGACGAUGAUCACUGCGAUGCCGGUGGUUGGGAAGGAGGCUCCUACGUUUUGGGCGGAAGCACUUCAGACAACCAGACCUCUGUCGAACCUCUCACGCGGCGAGAAGCUAUGGCUAGAGCAGCCGAAGAGAGAGCAAAGAAAGAGAAGAGCGUGCAGAAGGCUACUAAGCACGAUUCAAACUCACCGUCGAGCUGA